AUGAAUAAAUGGGAUUUGUUAAAUGAGAUUAGGGUUGAAUUGUAUCUGGAAAAUAACAGAAAGCAAGGCUUCUGUGAAAAAUUUAAUGAAUUGAAAUUACUAGCAAUUAAAAGUGAUGAUGCGACAUUUAUUUCGUCUGUUUUAGAUAUUAAUGAACACUUAUUAGAUAUCUCGAAGUCUGAAAAGCUUCUUUGGAAAUCUUCCAAAAUUAAAGGUCAGUUGUAUCCUCCCAUUAAUAUCGAUCAAUCCGGAACUUUAACUUGGGGAAAUGAUUUAAUUUGUAAAUUAACAAGCCAAAAUAUGAUCAAUGAAUUUAAGCAUUUGAAACCAGUGACUGAUAGUGACUCAAGUAAUAUAAUAGAACAAUCACCCGACAUUGAAGAUUGUUCGUUAGUGUGUUCUCUGAUAAAUAUAACAAGAAAAAAUGGUAAUAUACUAAGAGUUAAAUUAAUCUCUAAAAAUGUUUUCCAGACAAAUUUUGUCUUCAACGGCUCAAAUUCAAGAUUAGUAACCGUUGAUUUGAAUAAUAUACCAACAAAUAUUAAUGGAAUACAGCUUACUCUUCAUUCUGAUAAUUUAGUCUUAAAAGUUAUUGAACAGGCAUACUUAUUAACUUUUAUGGGUUCUUAUGCAUCACUUGGAUCAAACACCGCUGUUGACACAUACCGAAUAACAGGAUUUUUUCCAGAGAUUGCAAAUACACAAAAGUAUGACAUAAACACUUUGAUUAAAUAUUUUGAAUCUAAAGUAUGUCUACUUGCUAUUGGAACAGGUAAUUUACAAAAAAAUUCCACUUCUGGUUUAAUUCCAAGUCAUGAUUAUCCAGUAAUUGGCGUUGAUAAACAAAAAAGGAUACUGAUUAUUAGAGAUCCGCUAACUUCAGAAUUAAUCUUUGAAGUAAAUGAGACUGAUUUGGUCAAUUUAUUUAGUCAACUAUACAUUAAUUGGGAUGUCGAUUUAUUAUUCAAAAAUAAAGAAAGCAUAACAUUCUCGUAUUCUGAUAAAAUCUGUAACACUUACAAAACUAUCGUGGAUAAACCUAUUUUUGAAUUACAAAACAACGCAAAUACUACUGAGAAUAUCUGGCUUCUCCUCGAAAAACAUAUCGACCUUCAUAAUACUGCUGAUAGAGAUAUUGCAUAUAUUCAAGAGCUUCCAGAUAACAUAACUAAUUACAUUGUGGAAAAUCCGGAUGGUAUUCCUGAUUUGGGUUUACAACUAGUAAAGGUAAAAUUGUUACCAAAAGAAACUAAAAUGUAUUAUUGUCAUUCAAAACUUUCUAGCAUAUUCACCCUACAUUCAUUGUGUAUUUCAAAGAAUAUAAUAAUAAGACAACUAUCUGAAUGCCCAUUCAGCAAGAAAAUAACUUUCCGAAUGAGUGACUCCAUUAAAUAUUUCAAGAAUGAUUACAAAACAACGUGCCUUAAAAUGAAAUUGAGCUAUGAAGCUGAUAUCAAUAUGAUUUUAAAUUUGCAAAUACUCUCCGAGUGUAGCAAUAAUUCUCUUAGGUUUGAAGUCUUCCGUUCAGAUGACUUCGAACUAAAAUUUCCAGUAUAUACUAAUCCGGAGUUCAAAUUUCAAAAUAACAGCUACGAAGGAUUGAUUUUAAGUACAAACAGGACUUAUUUGAUAUAUUUAUAUUCUCAUGAUAUGUCUUUGAAAUCUAAUUAUGAAUGCAUUGUCCUUUUUGAGAACAAAAUCGAAAGAGAAACUGAACUUCAAAUUGAUAUUAGACCCCAUUUUCCUGAAUUCAAUGGGAUGCCAUUCCAAUAUACUUUAAAUGAAAGUUGGUAUUCAAAUUCAGAUAGAAAAAAAAUUUCAAUUGCUACGACUCUAAAUACAAAAGGGUUUAUAAGAAUAGUACCUGAAUUUGAACAUCAGUUUAUAAAAUUUAGAUGUAAUAUUUUUGAUGCAACAACUCGUGAAUUUUUACACAGCGAGGAAACUUUUCGUCAAUGUAGUAAAGCAGGAUUGGUUAUAUCUGACAUUACCAUUCCAGGAGAUGCUAAUGCAAUAAUAUUGAUAGAAAAACUGAACACUCAACAGGAAGCAAAGGUAUGUAAUGAACGACAAGAGUUUACCUUAUUGAUAGGUUCAGACAGAAAAAUCAUAUUUCACGAAAUCGUAAAAUGA
Tetrapisispora phaffii CBS 4417 is the source of this 2133-nucleotide messenger RNA. RefSeq names its product Rim13p (gene RIM13). The transcript has a single exon. Bases 1 to 2133 code for a protein of 710 amino acids. Gene Ontology annotation, biological process: proteolysis. Gene Ontology annotation, molecular function: calcium-dependent cysteine-type endopeptidase activity. The record is from RefSeq and is a predicted model, not a curated record. Lineage: Eukaryota; Fungi; Ascomycota; Saccharomycetes; Saccharomycetales; Saccharomycetaceae.